GCCUGAACUGCAGUAGGGCCCGAGCCAGCCAGGAAGGAGGAGGCAGCCAGAGAGGCCUCCACUGUUCUCUGCAGCAGAAGACCCCCUGCUGCCAGCCUCUCCCGUCUUCAUUGCUAGAGUGAAGGGAUUUUAGCCGGUACUAGCCAAGGCAGCAACAUCAGGCAGAAACUCUGUUUCCCAGACGCAGCACUCAUCCUUGAUUUCAUUAAUCCAGACAGAGAAACAGCUCUCUGGGGGGGAAAUCUACCAUCAAAAUUACUAUCAUUAAUUCAGUACAAAAUCAGCUUUUUGCGAACACCAUUUCUUCUUGUGUCAUUUGGAAAAACAAAGCAUACCAUGUUCUUCAGAUUAUGGCGUCUUUUGUUACUGCUGAACCAUGUGCUUUUGGCACAGAACACCCAUGAAGAAAAAAGAAAUGGCGUAAGAAAACAGAAGUCCAAACCUUUCCUAUCAAAUGCAGUAGAAAAAUAUGCCAGUUCAAGUCACCAAGAUGAAGACUGCAUUCUGGAAAUGGCUUUCCUCCUGGAUAGCUCAGAGAGUGCCAAAGACUUCAACCAUGAGCAGCAGAAGAAGUUUGUCUUAGAGAUUGUGGACAGACUAAAAGGACUGCAACUUAGCUCCGGCCGCACCCUCAGCUGGAGGACAGCCUUGCUUCAGUACAGCAGCACUGUCCUUAUAGAGCAAACCUUCAGAGACUGGAAAGGCCCAGACGCUUUUAAAUCUCGUAUCGCUCCUAUAACAUACAUAGGCCACGGUACCUACACCACUUAUGCUAUCACCAACCUCACCCAGCUGUACAUGACUGAAGGGACUCAUGGGAGUGUGAAGGUAGCUGUGCUGUUGACAGACGGAGUGGACCAUCCAAGAAACCCAGACAUUUUUUCAGCGACUGCUGAUGCUAAACAUCAAGGUAUUGUGUUCUUCACAGUCGGAAUGACCAGAGUGGCUGAGGAGGUGGCCAAUGCAGCCAAGCUCCGCCUUCUGGCCAGUGUUCCAGCAUCCAGGUUUGUCUUCAAUCUGCAGGAGAAAGGAGUCGUGGAAAGAAUCCUCAAGGAAAUGAAAGUUCUGGCAGAAGAAGGGUGUCCCCAGCCUCCUAUAUGUAACUGUGAAAAAGGAGAAAGAGGCCUUCCUGGUCCUGCUGGUAAAAAGGGCCGCCCCGGUGAUGAUGGAGCUCCUGGGCCAAAGGGAACAAAGGGGGAACCAGGCUUAAAUGGAAUUCCAGGAAGAGAUGGAACAGAGGGGAAGUCGGGAUACAAAGGAGAAAAGGGUGAAAGAGGAGAAUGCGGAACACCAGGAAUAAAAGGUGACAGAGGUCCAGAAGGUCCUGGUGGUCCAAGAGGUCUCCGAGGUCUUCAGGGUCCCCAAGGAUUGCCUGGAGAUCAAGGGCCUGAAGGAGUUCAGGGAUCAAAGGGGGAAAGGGGCCUCCCUGGCCCUGCGGGAUUGACUGGAGAAACUGGAGUGGGAUUGCCUGGCCCAAAGGGUGACAUUGGCUUAACCGGAAGACCAGGCCCAGUUGGUUUGCCAGGAGUAGGAGAACCAGGUUUGCCGGGGCCUCAAGGACCACAGGGGAUCCAGGGAGAAAGGGGAUCACCAGGAGAAGGGCUUCCAGGGUCAAAGGGAGAUCGUGGCUUUGAUGGCCCAAAGGGACCGCGUGGGCAACCAGGCACUGGCAUCAAGGGUGAAAAGGGUGAAAUUGGUCCACCUGGUUUGCCUGGGCCUAUUGGAUUAUCUGGUGUUGGAAUUCAAGGAGAGAAGGGAGUAGAAGGCCCUAAAGGACCACCAGGGCCAAGAGGGCCUCCUGGACAGGGGCUACCUGGACCAAAGGGUGAUCAAGGUUUGCCAGGAGAAACUGGAGCUCCAGGAGAAAGGGGUCUUGGAGAACCCGGUGCAAAGGGGGAGCCCGGUUCUUCAGGACUGGCAGGCCUACCUGGCCUUCCUGGAGAAGAUGGAGCACCAGGACAAAAGGGAGAACCAGGAUUACCCGGCCUCCGUGGUCCAGAAGGCGCUCCUGGGAUUGGAAUACAGGGCGAAAAGGGCGAUCAAGGUCAAAGAGGUAUACGUGGAUUAUCAGGACCAACCGGAAUACCUGGGCCUGCAGGAGCUAAAGGAGAACCUGGUGCACCAGGACGACUUGGAAUGCCUGGGCUUCCAGGACGAGCCAUCAUGGGCCCAAAGGGUGAUAUUGGAUUACCUGGCCCUCCUGGCCCAAUUGGAGAACAGGGAGUAGGGAUUCCUGGAGCUAAGGGUGACCGGGGACAUCCAGGCCCACCAGGACCAUUUGGACCAAAGGGAGAUGGGUAUCCAGGCCCACCUGGUCUUCCAGGACUUCCAGGAGUUCCUGGGGAUCAAGGCCCUGAAGGGAUUGGAUUACCUGGACCAAAGGGUGAUCCUGGUGGUAGAGGACCAGCUGGUCUCCCAGGCCCAUCAGGAGAAGGCCUUCCAGGACCAAAGGGCAAUGUUGGGCGACAAGGAGCACCUGGACCAUUGGGACCUCCAGGUGAAGGUAUCCAAGGACCAAAGGGUGAGCAAGGAAUUCAAGGAAUGCCAGGACCUCGCGGGCCUCCUGGGGAAGGGCUUCUUGGACCAAAGGGUGAUCGUGGAGCUGCAGGUGAGAGAGGAAGAAAAGGAGAGAAAGGCAACAUGGGUGAUCCAGGUUCCGUGGGAGAACCUGGCAAAACUGGACCAAAGGGAGAACAAGGUCUAACAAGAGAAGAUAUCAUUAAGUUAAUUAAAGAAAUAUGCGGCUGUGGUAUUAAAUGCAAGGAGAUACCUAUGGAGCUUGUAUUUGUGAUUGACAGCUCUGAAAGUGUUGGCCCAGAAAACUUUGAAAUAAUCAAAGACUUUGUCACUGCUUUAGUAGACAGAGUAACUGUAGGAAGAAAUGCUACUAGAAUUGGUCUUGUCCUCUACAGUCUGGAGGUUCGGCUUGAAUUUGGACUUAAUAGGUAUACAACCCAACAGGAUGUGAAACAAGCAAUCAGGAAAAUGUUAUAUAUGGGAGAAGGCACUUACACAGGAACUGCCAUCCGCAAAGCAACACAAGAAGGUUUUUUGGGGGCUCGAACUGGUGUGAGGAAAGUUGCAAUAGUCUUAACAGAUGGCCAAGCAGAUAAGAGAGAAGCAGUUAAGCUGGACAUUGCUGUUCGAGAGGCUCAUGCAGCCAACAUUGAAAUGUACGCAAUAGGAAUUGUGAACACUUCAGACCCAACACAAGUUGAAUUCUUACGUGAGCUGAAUCUAAUUGCAUCAGACCCAGACAGAGAACAUAUGUACCUCAUCGAUGAUUUUAAUACUCUUCCAGCUUUGGAGUCUAAACUUGUAAACCAGUUUUGCGAAGAUGAACAUGGCGCCUUAAUAUAUAACCGCAUUGGAAAUGGAGGAAGCAUAAAUGGACCGUCCAUUCACUCAGUAUCUUCUUCACAUUACGUAUUGCAUACAAACAGUAAUAAUGGACCAUCAGUUUCAUCAAAAGGAUAUGAAACAUCUGUGAAAGAGGUUUCCAUAAAUCUUGGCCAGCUUUCUGAACCAUUAAUCCCGGUACACAUUAGAAAAAACUGGGCUAAAGAAUCACCCAGGAUAUUUCGUAAUGAAUAUCACAUGGAACCUGAUGGAGAUGAUCUCCCAUCUUUGUCUCCAGUAAAUACCAAAGUAGUUCCAUCAGUAUUGCCAUCAUCAUCUUCACCACCACCACCACCACCGCUGCCAUCUCUAUCAGCAGGAAAAGCAUUCUCAUCUUCUAAUUCAUCAGCUUCUUCCAUAGCACCUACACCAAGACCAGAAAAUAUGCUGAAUCCUCCACAAUGUAAAUUAAGACUAGAUCAAGGUCCAUGCCGUGUGUAUAUAAUAAAAUGGUAUUAUGAUAAGCAAGCCAAUUCUUGUGCUCAGUUUUGGUACGGUGGCUGCAAUGGAAAUGAAAAUCGCUUUGAUAGUGAAGAUGACUGUAAAAAAACCUGUGUAUUUUUCCGUGGAGAUGUCUGAAGAACAACGUUAACAGAGAUGUCCACUAAGGAGAAAAGAAAAAACUUUUUUGCCAAGGGAGGAGAGAUUUUUAUGCAUAUAUAUAAAGAUCUUUUUAUAUUUUGAAAUUACUUGGUUAACAAAAACAAAAAUUGCUAUUGUCAAACUACUUAUUCCAGUGUAUUCCUACCGAAACCUGUAGUACAAUCUAUAAUUCUAUUUCUGAAGCUGAAAGAUUAUGUGCAGAUGCAAACUUAAAAUGCAUACUGCAGUCACACAGAUUGGGUUUGGGGCUAAAAUAAAAUGUCAUACUUUGUAGACUGGAAAAAAAUGGAGUGGGUGUCAAAUAUGCCUCUACAGCCCACAAAAGAGCAAAUGCUCCAUUCUCAAGGGCCAAUAAGUAGCACAGCUCUUGCUGGAGUAUGAACAUACCCACUUGAAGUAAGCUUACAGUAGCCCAUGGUUCAUGAGAAUCAGAUGAUUCGGAAUUGGAGACGACAACUGACAUGUGAGUUGCAAGAGAGAGCUGAAGUGAUCAAAGGUGGGUUCUGCUAAAGAUCCAGUAAGAGAAACUCCAGCAGGGGGAGCUCAAAUCAAAUGUCAGUGGGGCAUGUGCUUAUUGUGAUCCAUUUCUCUCACUCAGCUUCACAAACCAGAUUACUGUAUUAGGAGGAGGAGGAAGGGAUGUAGCAAAUAUGCAAACCCACCUGGUAAGCAGAAGCCAGGAGCAACAGCUGCAUGCUAACCUGGCUGUGAGCAAGAUGCCCAGCAAAGUAACCUUGAAGAAGAGUGCAUAUUCCAGCACAUUCAAAAAGGAUCAACACACUUCUUGCCAAUCUUCUGACUCCCAGAACCUGUUAGCUCCUUUACAGCCUAAUCCUUUGCAAAUUUAGGUGCGCCACCAAAGGGCUUUCAGUGGAUUAAGUUGCAUCUCACUCACAUAAAAUCAGGCAGACUACCAACUUGAAGUUUGCUAAAUCCACUCCAGGAGCUUUGGGAAGGUGUGGAACUUUGAGCAGCAUCCAGACUAAGUUGCCCAGAACUACUACUCAGGAAUUACUCUAUAGAUCUACUUAAUUUCAGGAGGACAACUCAGGAAUAAUUUACUUUGGAUGCUGCCCAGCAAACAGGGAUAAUGAUCAGCCCUUUCAGGAAAGAAUUGGUUAGCAGAAGUGCUUAACCCUGCCCAUGCCCACCUUGUAACUGCGCCACUGAGGUAGGCUUCUCUCCAGUUGGAAUUACCUGAAGUUCCAUAGCCCGCCCCCCACAACUGGUGAAAAUGAUUAAAAAUGGAUGGAGCAUGGUGUUUGCAAGAAAGAACUAGCAGGUAGAGGGAAGAGUUAAGCACUCUCUUUCCAUCUGCCUCUGCAAGAGCUUGUUUUAUGAGGGAAGCAUGAGGUUAGGAACCCUGUAUUUUCCUUGCAACACUUUGUUCCCUUUUAGGUAUCUAGGAAGCUGCCCUGGUUCUAGGUUUCCCAGGAGCAUUCCCAGAUGGCAGUUUUACUAAAGGGCAGGUGUGUGUUCACAAAUCAUCUAUAUUUACGCCCAAGUCCCUGCAAGCUAUUGGGGAGCACUCCACACAUGAUUUGGGUUUUUUAUUACACAUUGGAAUGUAGCCUGAUUUAUGUCCAGGGUAAAAAAAAAUCCGCUUCUUGCAGUGGUGUUUUUGGGGAAAUUCAAACUUGCAAUAAAGCCUCGCAGUAAACCUGUGUUAAAGCUUGUUGUCUAGGAAAGCUACAGGAGAUGUUAUAGAUUGUAUGGGAGGGUCUCCGAACUAUUGCAAUAGGGGUGCAGCACUUUAAGAGUGGUUCCUCCUUUUUCCAGGCACAUACACAAAAAGCCUCUCCACAAUUAUUACAAGUUUUUGUUUGUGACUAUUCUGGAGUAAGUGGUUUAGAAUCGUCAUUUAUGUUUGAAUUUCCAAUCUCAGGGACAGAAAUCAGAUAUGCAUAAAACAAUGGACACAUUUACUUGGAUUAAGCAUCACUGGACAAAAUGGAACUUCCUUCACAAUUAUUCCUUCUUGUAUUACAAGUGGAAUAAGAAAAACUUACAACAUUAGCAAAGAACAACUAGCAUCAUUUUUAUCACUUUGAAAACUAAUUAUUCCAUAACUUCGGGAAUGUUAUAUGCCUCCUUUUGAUACAAACUGUCAGUUUUCAGUUAUCAUAAUUAUAUCAUGACAAACUAAUAGUGAAACACCCCAUAGUGUUCUAAUUAUGCCACCCCUUGAUGAGAACUAAGAUACGUUUUCUGUCUCAAAAUAAUUAUUAUAUUAGCUUCCGGGCGGUGGGAGGAAAGAGAGAGAACAAUAUUGAAUUAUUGUAUGAUGAGAGAAAAGAGUGCAAAACGCUGACACAGAUAUUCAGUCUGUGAAAGACCUUAAUAAAGCAGAUGAAACCAUAAUGAAGCCCAUGAUAGUGUCCUAAUGUGUACACCAUGAAGUGUCUAAGCAGUACUUACUUAUGCUAUGAUGGUUCUUGAUGCAAUUAAAUAAAUGUGACUUCUGACAGCAGCCCAUAGCUAAAAUGGGAUAACACCUCUUCUCCACAAAGAAUUGUUAUGAGACCAUGUCACGACGAUGAUUCAGAAGUUAUGUGACUUCAGUUCCUAUCCCAGACAUACUAGUUCAUUACCAAAACUAUUAACAACUUCUUCUUUUAUGCAUGGCCUUCAAAAUUAACAUACACAGUCAAUGCUUUGGACAAAGGCCUUGCAUACUGGCUCAUAAACUAGUUCAUCUAUGGAACAAUUUUUGAAUUUUUACAACUGUGGAUUUCAAAUGCUUCAUAGGUGUGUGUUGUUGUUUUAGCCAAAACAAUGUCAUUCCCUUUACUUGUAGACACUGGCACUUGAUGAAAUAGAUGAAAGUUUUUUCUUUAAUUACAACAGAAGUCAUAUGUCUGAUCAGAAGGCUUACCAGUUUAGACAUGGUGCUGUGUGUUAAUAUUAGCAUGCAGGAAACAUGCCUUGCAGCUAAACACCAUUAGCUGCAAGGCAUGUAUGAGAUGCCUAAAUAAACUGCAUAGUAAUAAGGUUCAAUCCUAAAGCUUGCUGAGUCAGCAAGUGAGUGACUAAAAAGGUGUGCACUGUAUAGCAUCACAAAACCAUGAUGUUGGCCAGUGUUACUAUGAUGGUAUGCUAGCACUGCAAGCAGAUACAUUAGUACAAAUUAGAAAUGGGGUGUUAAUUUCUAUUAAUAAUGUUAAAUGCAGCAUAGGCCCUUAAAUACCUUUUUGUUUUCCUGGUUUUUUGCAAGAGCCUCGUGUAUAUCUGCAUUAAAUGUGUGAGAUGUAUUUUCGUUUAUUAAAUAUAUAAACUAGAA
Hemicordylus capensis (graceful crag lizard) is the source of this 7282-nucleotide messenger RNA. Its product is annotated as collagen alpha-1(XXVIII) chain-like. Lineage: Eukaryota; Metazoa; Chordata; Lepidosauria; Squamata; Cordylidae. Gene Ontology annotation, molecular function: serine-type endopeptidase inhibitor activity. The record is from RefSeq and is a predicted model, not a curated record. The transcript has 39 exons. The coding region runs from base 337 to 3978 and encodes 1213 amino acids.